AUGAAACUCCUGGACCAUCGGAAACCUAAUAAGAAUCCCUUUAGGGACAACAGCACUACGUUGCUAGUCUCAACGCUGCUCCUCGGCGUGCCUCUUACGGUGGUGCUACUUCACUGCGCGUAUGAGACGUACUAUAAGAAAGGAGCCCACUGGAGCCACAAUCACGAUAUACUUGACCCGGUAUCACAUGCUCACGACCCGAGUGGGUUGCUGUAUGUUGCCUCUUACAGUGGACUCGUCACGACGUUGAACCUUUCGCUUGCCGCGUAUCGGGAUGCACCCGUCAAACUUGAAACGUUGGCGACGACGGAUGGAUGUGGUGGAAGUCCAUCGUGGCUCACACUUGAUUGGAUGAACGGCGUACUCUACUGCACUGAUGAAGGGAUUAAAGAUGGAAAGAAUGGGUCGUUGGCAUCUUUCACAACGAAUGAGAACGGCACUUUGACCCCUUUGACCAAGCUGUCCACGGCACUCGGCCCCGUGAGUGCUGUUGCCUAUGGACAAUGGGACUAUGGGUUGGCCGUCGCGCACUACGGCGGUUCAGCAUUCACUACUUGGGACAUUCGCAACCCGGCCAAUAUUACCUCGGUGCAGAUCCAGGAAUACGGCCUUCCGAAGCCAGGUUCUGAUCCAUCGAGACAGGAAGCGUCUCAUCCUCACGCUGCAGUUCUCGACCCGACUAAACGGUUCCUUCUUGUUCCAGAUCUAGGCGCGGAUUUAAUCCAUGUCUACGGUGUUGAUGAGGAUGACAGCUUGGCAUUGAGCAAGCUUGAUCCUUUGGUUGUCGCUCCUGGGAGUGGACCUCGACAUGUGACCUUUGUAGUGAAAGAGACAAAGACGUUCAUGUAUCUUGUCACCGAAUUGGCCAACACCGUAGUUGGAUAUGAAGUCGUAUAUGGCGGGGGUUUCAUCGUAUUCAAAGAAGUGUGGAGCAGCGGUAUCCAUGGCAAAGGAAAGGAUAUCCCCGAAGGUGCUGCUGCUGCUGAAAUUGCCGUAUCUCCAGAUCGAGAGUAUAUUCUCAUCUCAUCCCGAAAUGAGAACACCCUCCAAGCUCCCAAUUUUAACAGUGGCAACACCACCGGUAUAACUUCAGACUCGCUUGUCAGUUUCAGGAUUGACGGCGAGACUGGGCAUCUGGUUUUGCAACAAGACAUCGCAUGCGGCGGCAGAUUCCCUCGGCAUUUUACUAUCAACAAGGCCGGCACGUUAGUUGCAGUUGCACUACAGCACGACAGCCGUGUCGUUAUUCUCGAGAGGGAUGUCAAAACAGGAAUGAUUGGCGACUUUGUUGCCUAUGCAGAGGUGGAAGGCGAAGUUACCGCCGUGAUCUUCUAUGAAUGA
Molecule: messenger RNA, 1341 nt
Organism: Fusarium pseudograminearum CS3096
Lineage: Eukaryota; Fungi; Ascomycota; Sordariomycetes; Hypocreales; Nectriaceae
Exons: 3
Coding region: 1-1341 (446 amino acids)
Molecular function (GO): 6-phosphogluconolactonase activity; protein binding
Source: RefSeq, a predicted model, not a curated record